CUUUGCAGAAAAUGGCCAGUAAUUGCCAUCUCAUUAAAAUUAUUACCUAAUUCCCACAUGGUAGCAUUGUGGAAUGUUAUUGUAUGCAUGAAAACAACACUCUUUAUUUUUGGUUAUGGUUUAAAUUAAUAGGUUUGAUGCAUAAUAUGAAUAACAUAUUUUUAUCUGCUAAAAGUCAUAUUGUAUUCAUUACAAAUUAUUAAAUGAAACAAAAUCAAUGGGAGUGAAGAUGGUGAAUUUCUAAGUGAUAUUAAUAACAAAGUCAUAUGGCACUAUACAAAUUGCAUGGUGUUGUCAUAGACUCAAAAGGGCUACAAGUUUUAUGACUUAGCUGAUACUGUUUAACAUAAACUAAGAGGUUCUGUAGCUUUUGGUAUGCAUUAGCUGUGGUACAAAUGUCUUCAUUUUAUGCCAUAUAAACAUUAUAUUAAUAUUUGAUCCAAGACAUUUUUUGUCUAAUGUAAAAACUCCAAAUGGUAUCUGUCAUAGAAUUCUUUAUUGGCCAAGUGUGGUUGGACACAUAAGGAAUUUGUUUCCGGUGCAUAAGCUCUCACUGUACAUACAAGUAAUAGUGAUAAUCAUGAUCAUAUACAACAUGAAAAUACAUUUGUCAUAAAUCAUGAAAUUCAGCACUUCAUCAUAAAUCAUGAUGCAGCACUUAGUAUAGUCAUAGAGCUAAGCAAACAACAUAAAUCAUACUAGGGUACAAAAAACAAUAUAAAUUGUAGGAUACAAGCAACAAAAUUAUAGUCAUAUAGUCAGAUAAGGAGAGGUAAUAGGAAAGAUGAGGAGUAUCAUAGUAGUACAGCUUUACUAAGUAUUUUGACAGUGUUGUAGGAAUUAGUUGUUAAGCAGAAUUGUUAAAUGGUACCUGUCAUGUUUAAAUUGCAAUCUGAUUCAAGGCUAGUGUAUUUUUUUAGAGGAAUGGGAAAAAGUUAAGUGUUGUGUUACAGUAUGAUCUUCUAAUCUACUUAUGUUGUUCUUUAAGCAUUACUGCCUGUGAUAUUUAUGUUUUCUGUAAAUUGUGUUUUCAUACAAUUUGGAAUCACUUAACAACAGAGUCCCUAUAAAUUAAGAGCAGACCAAAAUCAUCCUUUGCCUGCCCAGAGUCUUCUAUUGUAUUUUAUAGUUUUCUAUGGAACGUCCUUUUAAGGUGCACUCUGUAGUUAGAACAACUCUACAGUAUAUUUUUAUUGAUUUUGCCACUGAAUAUUUAAAUGACUGCUGAAACCCAAAAAGGGAUUUUGUUACAUUUUCUUUUUACUUUUUUUUUAGAAAUAAAGUUUGAUUCUAUUUAUACCUUGAGGGAUUCAUUUGUCUUCUAAAGGAAUAGGCUAAUUUCCUUUGCCAUAUGUUUCAGUGACUAAGGCUAGGAGGCAGUGCUAUAGAAUUUAUUUCUCCUUUUUUUCAUUUUGACUUCAUUUUUGUAUAGGUGCUAUAUGAUUUCUGGGGGGAGGAUGACAGGUAAAAGCACCUGUCCGCCCACCCAGAAAUAGAUAGUGGAGGUAAGAACUACCAAACCACUUCAUUAAGCCAGGAGGCAGAAAUAGAGCAUGCAGAACCCAAGGACUCCUGCAAGGGGAGCUUUGACAUUUUUACCCUAUGGGUUCAACCCAAUUCUGCCACUACAAUUGUGAAUAAUGCUAUGAUUCUAAUACAGCGGUUCCAUAAUGCCUAUUCAACAUGGGCAUUUGUGAGUUAACGCCACAAAGAUUCUGAACCUUUAAAAUCCUUGUCUAUAAAGGCUAAAGGAAGAACUUUCUAUCCCUUAAUACUUUGUACCUAAAUGCAUUAAAUCUGCUUACUGAGUAGGUUCAUUGCAGUUGGUAGGUGGGGCAGAUAUGAUAUCUGAUAGACCUAAAGUCUUACUUAUCUAGUUUGUUAUUUUAAAAAUGUUGAAAUGUUGUGUAUGGAUGACCUUGUAAAGACUGAAUUUCAGAAUAUCCAUGCUGGUCCAUAACAGUUUCCUCCACAUUGGUAUUCUGACAGGAGCACAUUAUCUAGCAUACUGUUUAACCUAUGGAUCAGAUUUUAGAUAAAGAAAAAACAAAUCAACACUCAAUUUCUGGCUGAUAGUGUUACUAUAUUUCUAGAAAUAACUGGGAUAUAGUUUAACAUUUUAAAAUUUGGCUAGUAUGUAAUGUUUGUCAUUGAAUUAUAUUUAAAAACAUUAGCUUCUUCAGAAGAAUGGCAGUAAUUUUUAAAGAUCAUAGACAGCAAUUGAAGUGAAAUCAUAGAACAAACUUUUCUCCUUCCCAAAUUGUGUCACCAGCUCAUUUUGUAAGCAAAGCAAUGAUCACUCAUUUUGCUUUUAGCACUUGCAUUAAAGAGUUUACAAAGACAGAGUAAGGUUUGAGAGACUAUCCAGUCAAUCAUUCACAUACAUUUAAUCAGCAGCAAGAAAGGUCCUUGUACAAAAGCAAUAUUUCUGCUGUCUUAUGAGAUAUGUAACAGAAUAAAUGAUUGCUGGUUGAUGGAGCAGAACCAAACUAAACAAAGUAGUUCUGUCAAUAUCCGGAAGCACUUAUUACCAAAUAGAAUUCCUACCACCAUGCAAUAAGAUAUAAAACUAAAACAACUGUUUAAAAUUAUACACUUCAUGGAAUAAUAGUUCUGUUAUAAAUGUUUCUGCUUUUCAUUUUACAAUCGUAUCUAAGUUUCUUUUGCCUUUUUUAUAUCUUUAUUAACUUGAGAUUGCUCGAAGGAUGCAAAGUUCUAAAGGUCUUCUGAAGAAUUAGCUAUACUUUGUGAUGCUAGAUUCAGUUCUUCAAAUUCCAGCAUUCAUUUCUGUUCAUAGGAAACAAUUUCAGAAUUCCUGGACCAUUUCAGAAUUACCUGCUUUGAGUAAUUCUAAUCUUCAUCAGUAGUGGAACUAUUCAUUCUGCAGAAGAAAAAAAAAAUCAAUGUAUAUAAGAAUUUAGUUGCCAAAAGGCGUAGCUGCCAUCAGUGAGUUCAUUGUUAGUUUCUAUGGAGACAGCAGCCAAUGCUGAAUGGCUGUUAGAUCUUACAGAAAGAUGCGUGUCUCUGUAUAAGUUCAGUACGGAGCAAGUAAGCUUUGUCAUUCAGCUUCACCCUUUAGCCGCAAGUAGUGGGUGACCAUGCAAGGAUCACCCAGGAGGCGCUUAGCAGUGAAUAUUUUUAGCAAGUUUUUUCAGGGCCGGAGACAUUCUUCUUCUGAUCCUUUUCUCCGAGUGCUUCAGCGGCGACGGAGCUCAGUUGUAGAGGUCCUCUCGACUUCUACCCACAGGGUUAUGGUGGCCAUUUCCUCUGUAAGCCCCGAAGAACUAAAUGCUGCUUUCCAUGAAAGAAAAAGAAGAUCUAGACGUCCAACUGCAAAAUAUACGAAAGUUGGAGAACGCCUUCGUCAUGUUAUUCCCAGUCAUAUGCAGUGUUCCAUGGCAUGUGGUGGCCGUGCUUGCAAAUAUGAAAAUCCAGCUCGGUGGAGUGAACAAGAACAGGCUAUUAAAGGAUUAUAUUCCUCCUGGAUAACAGAUAACAUACUGGCUAUGUCUCGACCCUCCACAGAUCUUAUUGGGAAAUAUAAUAUUAUUGAACAGUUCCAAAGAUGUGACAUAAAAACAGUAAUUAACCUUCAGCGUCCCGGGGAACAUGCUAGCUGUGGGAAUCCACUGGAACAAGAGAGUGGUUUCACCUAUCUUCCUGAAGCCUUCAUGGAGGCGGGAAUUUAUUUUUAUAACUUUGGAUGGAAGGACUAUGGUGUAGCUUCUCUCACUACUAUCCUCGAUAUGGUCAAAGUGAUGACCUUUGCCUUACAGGAAGGGCGAGUAGCUAUUCAUUGUCAUGCGGGACUUGGCAGAACAGGUGUCUUAAUAGCUUCUUACUUGGUUUUUGCAACACGAAUGACUGCAGACCAAGCAAUCCUUUUUGUAAGAGCAAAAAGGCCUAAUUCUAUUCAGACUAGAGGACAGUUGUUGUGCGUAAGGGAGUUUUCACAGUUCUUAAUUCCACUCAGAAAUGUUUUUGCAACCUGUGAGCCUAAAGCACAUGCAGUAACUCUUUCCCAGUACUUGAUCAGGCAGCGGCACUUGCUGCAUGGAUACGAAAGCAGACAUCUCAAGCAUGUGCCAAAACUUAUUCAUCUUGUUUGCAAAUUGCUCUUAGAUUUGGUUGAAAACCGGCAGGUGAUAGAGGAAGCAUUAAUAGAUAUGCCAGACCUGUCAGCUGAAAUUGAGGAGACAGUUUCUCAAUUAGCUUCUACGGAGCUUGAUAAGGAGUUAACAAGACAAGACAGUAGUACUUCAGAGCCAUUCUCUCUCUCAGGAUCAAAUCCUUUUCAUCCCAGGGAACAUGAAUUUGGUCCUCUUUGCAAAACAAGGGCCACCGAUUACUUUUUGUCUCUUAGCCGUUCCAAAAGGCGCCUUAGCUAUAGUGAAUCAGAUUUAAGAAAAGCUGCAUUUAUCGCUGAGCAAGGAGAAACACUAUGGUCCAUGCCUUUACAAGUGCCACCCUGUAACAAAUCUAACCCGCCAAGCAAGGUGGACCACUGUGAGCCUCUUCACGUUGAGCUAAACCAAGAAGUCUUAAUUCGUAAUACAUUUACUUUCUCAGCUCAGGGAAAAUUUAAUCCAGGAAAAAAUGAAGACGAUUCUUCUGCCUGCCAUAGAGCUAGACGUACAAAAAGAAUACUGCGUAGUAAAACCUUUUCUUCAGGCCUUGCAUAUCAUGGGAAAGAAAAAAAGGAGGAGGAGGAGGAGGAAGAAGAAGAUGAGGAGUUAAAAGCAUUGAACUAUAGUUUUGUGAAAAAGGAUAUUUAUGGUAGAAAAAUAUCAUCUGAAGAUUCAGACUCUUCUAAAGCAGAAAAUGAGAUCUAUGAUAUCAGAGAACUUUCGGAAACAAUCCCCCAUAUCAUUGUGCAAUCAGAAUUAACUCAAGAAGCACGAAGAAUUUUGGCAGCCAAAGCUCUGGCAGGUCUAAAUGAAUUUAUGGAAGCAGAAGAAAUGAAGUCUAAAGUAGAAAUGUGGCAGAAAGAGCUGAAUAAUCAGAAUGGGGCCUGGGAUAAAAUAUGUACUGAGAGAGAUCCUUUUAUUCUCAGUAAUUUGAUGUGGUCCUGGAUAGAGCAACUUAAAGAACCUCUUCUAACCAAAGCUGAUGUGGAUGUGUUAGCAAAAAAUAACACAGAUUUUCAAGAAGCAUUCAAACUACUAGAAAAGGGAAAAUAUCACACCAUACUGUGUAUCUUAAACUGCGUGGUGAAUUUGCAGACAAUACCAACAGAUGUGGAAGGGCUGCUUCUUAAUCGUGCCAUUAAAGCAUUCACAAAGCAGAUGAACUAUGAUUCUGAAGGUGCAUCAGAUGUUUACAGCAUUUUAAAGAAUGUUUUCAAACAGAUACUCGAACACCAAAGACAAUAUACCAGUGAAGAAACGGAACAGCUUUUAUAAUGUUUACAUUUCUAUGCUACAGUUCUUUGUAGUGCUGAGAAAUUACUUUUCUUUUGUAUCCCUUGUUUUGCAUUAAUUACAUUUCUGUUAAUAUUGUUUAUUCAAUAUCUGAAGGUGGUUUUCUUAUGUAUGCAUAUGCAUUGUUAUGUAAUAACUUGCCAUUUUUGUGAUUGUAAUGUGGCAUUUUGGGUUUGAAUAUUACAUUAAAAUGCUAUACAGUUUUCAGUGAUAAGUUUAUUAGUUGGAUCAAGGAGAAAAAUCCCUUUGUUCCAUAGUGGAUAAGGUGAUCCUCAUUGAUUCCUCCUCUCCCGUAUGUCACCAAGAAUCUGUGCAGGAGGGUUAGGGACAGAAGAAUAGAGGUCCCUAAUCAAUGGUGUUGGCAGCUGUUGUUAGAUGAGGAAUCAGCCUAGAUUGCUUUUCCCCAACAGGGAUGAUCUCAGCAGCACUCUGUUAGGCUCUGAUCCCAUUGGCUCAAUGAAAUCUACAUUUAACCUGCUAUUGAAUUGUUGCCAUAAUUCACUGCCAUAAUGUGCUAGUUUAUUCAGUUAAAUAUUUGCGUAUUAAAACUCUUAAACCUAAACGUUGUUUACAUUAGUGGUAUUAUGUUUUAUUUUGUGAUUAGUAAACAUUGACUGAUAUAAAUGACCGUUGUACAACUAUAUGACUUUUCCUUGGUAGCCAUAAAAGAAUUGAUUUUAAUGCCAAAAUAAAUUUGUAGCAAAAAAUCUAAACAUAACUUAAAAUAUGAAGGUAGACAACUGCCAGCUUAUAAAUGGUUAUGAGAAAGUUGAAACUUUAUAUUUUUAAAAAUAAAAUACUGCAAAAGUGA
Messenger RNA from Crotalus tigris (Tiger rattlesnake), 6231 nucleotides. It is a transcript of the gene PTPDC1, whose product is annotated as protein tyrosine phosphatase domain containing 1. Gene Ontology annotation, molecular function: protein tyrosine/serine/threonine phosphatase activity. The transcript is spliced from 9 exons. The coding region runs from base 3099 to 5402 and encodes 767 amino acids. The record is from RefSeq and is a predicted model, not a curated record. Lineage: Eukaryota; Metazoa; Chordata; Lepidosauria; Squamata; Viperidae. Gene Ontology annotation, biological process: cilium assembly; protein dephosphorylation.